Molecule: messenger RNA, 2673 nt
Organism: Oreochromis aureus
Lineage: Eukaryota; Metazoa; Chordata; Actinopteri; Cichliformes; Cichlidae
Product: myeloid-associated differentiation marker homolog
Exons: 2
Coding region: 240-1121 (293 amino acids)
Cellular component (GO): membrane
Source: RefSeq, a predicted model, not a curated record
CGGGGAGCAGCUCGUCUGAGCUACUAGAAGAUCCAGCCAGGGGGCUGAGGACCUGUAAUCGUCGGCUCUCCUACCACUUGCAUGUUCUCAGGAGCUGAGAGCAGCAGCAACGAGAAAACAGAAAGGAAACUUCCCGGUGUGGUGUUUUUGCGAUCAAGGUUUGUCUGCCUGACAGAGGCAACUCCCACAAAUAAGAGGAAUCUCUUCUGCUUCUCUCUUCGCCCAAUUCACCUCUCAUCAUGGCUAUAGUCCUCCACUCCAGCCCUCUGCUGUGGACACGGCUGGCAGCCAUGGCUUUCUCCUGUGUGGCAUUCUCUGUGGCUGUGCAUGGUGCCAAACUCGAGCAUGGCACAGGAGACUGGUGCAUCUUCUGCUGGGCCUUCAGCUUUGCCGGCACUCUGCUCGUGAUUCUGGUGGAGCUCUUCGGCCUGCAGACAAAAGCCCCUGUUUCAUGGAAGAACUUCCCUAUCACAUUUGCCUGCUACGCUGCCCUACUCUGUUUGUCCGCCUCUAUCAUCUUCCCACUCUACUUCCUCAAGGGUUUAUCAGGCUCCAGUUCGAUCCGCGACUACCGCAUCGUGGUAACCGCCUUCUCCUGCUUGGCAACCGUUGCUUACAUAAGUGAGGUGAGCAUCAGCAAGGCGCGUCCAGGUGAGGUGGCCGGCUACAUGGCCACAGGACCUGGACUAUUGAAAGUCUGUGAGACCUUCGUGGCCUGCGUCAUCUUCGUCUUUGUGAGUGACCCUGUGUUGUACGACCGUCACGAUGCACUGAAGUACUGCAUGGCCGUCUACUGCAUCUGCUUCAUCCUGUCAGCAGCCAUCAUCCUGCUCUGUAUAGGCGAGUGUACUGGGUGCUUGCCUUUUCCGUUCCCCCGGUUUCUGUCAGCCUACGCCAUGCUGGCUGUGGUCCUCUACCUGUCAGCAACCAUCAUCUGGCCUAUCUUCAACUUUGACCCCAAGCAUGGUGGGAGUAGAGAUAGGCCAUACAGCUGCAGCUCACAACGGGGGUUGUGUUCGUGGGAUAAGCGUAUGGCAGUGGCUGUACUCACCGGUGUCAACUUCAUCCUCUACCUGGCAGACCUGAUCUACUCCACCCGCCUGGUAUUUGUCAAUGCUUAAAAAACAGGAAGUCAGGCUAGCAGUAUGCUUCAAAUAAAAUUGAAUUUGGUAACUUUGUCAAAGGCUUUGGAACUGCUGUCACUGUUACUGCUGCAAGCAAAUGGUGGCAUACUGAGUCUAGCACUCUGGCCACUUUAAUGGUAUCACUAGAGGACAAGCCGUGAUAGGAGGCUAAAGAGCAAACUUUAGCAUGAUAGCACAGCUGAGACAAAUCUUGUGUGACUCAAUUUGUUGUUUGAAAUUUGCCCUGAAAAGGAUAUGAUUUGCCUUUUGCUAGAACCAGACAGAAGGAGAAAAGCAUGCCCUACAGCCCAAGGUAACUGUGCAGUGGUAAAUAUGGAAAUGCAUUUUAAAAAAACAUAAAAGAGAGUGUGCUCAAGCCAUGAAUGAAGCUUUUCAUAGGCAUAGAUUGACAUAUUCGGAUGGUCAAAACACAAAUCUUGUGCUCUUUUUGGCUUGAAACGUUAAAAAUUAGCUCUGAAACUUUGCCAGAUUUAAUUUUGUGUGAAGUAUACUGCAUGACUGAAUUUCUUAGAGAGAAAGAGAGAGGGAGAGAAGGGAGGAGUAAGAGGCAAGUUAGUGGUUGUGUCUACACAUACAACAAUAUGGCUUUCUGUUCAUGUGUUGUGGCAUGUAAAUGGCAAAUAUUUGCUUCCAGUCACCCAAAAGACUCUUAUCUUUUAUAUAGAGACCUGAAUGUGAUUGCUGGAAUCUGCUGAUAUUACUCAAAGUUUUUAAUCAGUUCCCAUUUUAAUACAGAAAAUAAAUUUUUCAUGUAUGCAGGGAUGCUUUGGAUAGUAGUAAUCUAUCAAGAGAUUUUCCAAAAGAAGACUUAAAAAAUGCUGUGUGCAUGUAAAUAAGACAGAAAAAUUAAAACAAAGAUAAUGUUGAGUUUUUGUUUGAUACUUUUGGCAGAGUGUAUGUCAGUGUAUAUAUAUAAAGACAGUCAGUGAACAUUUCAGAUUAACUGUUACAGAAAAUAAUUCAGUGCCAUGUGACUGACUUUUGUGACCUUUUUUUUAAUGGCAUCAUUAAACUUCAUUGCAGUACACAAAGCAGCUGACAGGGUUGCAUCAGUCAGUCGUUUUUUUAAACUUCAUGAUAUCCCAACAAUUCAAUGACUGAAAGAAGUGAUAAAUUUGUUUACAUGAUGUUAAAGAUGAUUGGUAGGCUAGCUUUUGCUCUUGUUAUGGAAUGUGUGUAUCUGUGAGCUAUAAUCUAUUGUAAGAACAUAUAUGGAUUUAAAGAAACAAGUAAAACAUAUAGUCAAAGUACAGGUAUUAAUGUUUUCAUUGUGUGUUUAUAUUUCUGGUGUCCUCAAAUAUCAAAGAACCUACUAACGCUGGUCCCUCACUGCUAAGGUUAUAUUCAUUACAUCUAUUUGUUUUGUACUGCUCAUAGAAAUCUAUUAACAAAGUUUUCUCUCAGUCUAGAUGCUCUUAGGACUGUAGUCUUUACAUUUUUUAUACUCUGUUGUUUCAAGUGUGGAAACCACAUCAGUGUUGAUGGAAAAUGUAUUCCAGUGUUUCAAUAAAACCACAUGAUAAACAGA